AUGGGUGGUUACGGCAAAGCCAAGGCCCUGCCGCGCGUCGUCACCAACCCCCUCUGGGCCUUCUCGCUCGUCGCCGUCAUCAAGAUGCUGCAGCUCGGCCUCGGCGCCGGCGUCGCAGCGGCCUGCGCGCGCGCCUUCGGCUGGCCAAUCCACCCCUCCCCUGCGCUCGGCGUGAUGCUGCUCCCCGUCGUGCUGGGCCUGGUGUGGCUGUUCCGCUGGGUCGAGGACAACAAGGCGUACGACAACAAGCGCUUCCGGUAUCUGUUUGCGAUCGGAUCUGUUGUCUUCAUGGGCCUCAGCACAUACGGGGCCCUGAGGUACAACGCAAGCGAGCGGCGCGCGGCGCUGGAGCGGCGAGCGGCGAUGCAGCAGGCGUACGUGGCGCGCGUGGAGCAGGCGAGCGCGCAGCGCGCCCAGGCGCCCGACGCCGCCGGCGCGGACGGAGCGCCGACUCCCAGCGCUGCCGACGGCGGCGGCGGGCCUGCGCCGGCCGCGUUCACGGGGACGAGCGAGCGGGACCUGAAGGAGGCGCGCAAGGUCGCGGAGCGCACCAAGCGCGAGGCGGGGUCCGCGAAGGGCAACAAGCGGUUGGAUGCCGAAGUUGACGCAAUGGGGGGGGAGAAUUGGCGGGCGAACCGCGUGCGACCGUCGGAGCCGUGA
Messenger RNA from Pedinophyceae sp. YPF-701, 660 nucleotides. The record is from the annotation of a GenBank genome assembly. NCBI's taxonomy places the organism in Eukaryota, Viridiplantae, Chlorophyta, Pedinophyceae.